UGAUUUGGUAAACGGAAGAACGAACAAAUUUAAAAAUAAUAAAUAAAUACGAUAUUGUGUAUAGAUUUUAAAAUAUGCACAUACAAAUAAAAUCCUUUUACAGUGCACAAAAUAAAAAAUAUAUUUUUUAAAAAAUCAUUUAUUUUCAAUAAAAAAAAAUCAAUCAAAAAAAUAUUACUAGUCUUUUGUUUCCUUAAUUACGUUUUAAUAAAUUUCUUCCAGUAUUUCAAUAAAUGUAUUGUAGUGAGAAGUGCAUAUAUUAGUUUGUUUACAGUGAACAUUGUUAAUCAAAUUGUAUUAAAUAACAAACAAAAUAAGCAAAAAAGAUAACAAAAGUAAAAUACAUUGUUAAAUUUAAAUGAAAUAAUUUGUUUAUGGACUUUUGUAAGUGGUGAUUAACAACUCAACAUAAAACUGAAAGAGAAAUUGUGUUUUUACCGAUUAGACGAACAAACAAAACAAAAAAACACGGGUUUAGUCAACGCACAUAUUUAGCCUAACGACCAGUCUUUACAUCGACUUAAACAUGGGUCAAUUGGUCGUUAAGUUGGCGGAGCCGGUAAGCAGUGUUGCCCAUAUAUUGGGUGGUCGUCGCAAACGUAAGCGUAGCAUGGAUUCAUGUAACUCAAAUAGCGAACAGGCCAACAAUGAAACACAAUCUCCUAAAAAAAAAAAACUUUUGACAACCACACAAUAUAUUUAUCAAGCACUUUUCAAAGAGCAGACAAAUUCAGAUAUUGCCAUUAUGGCCUUGGGCAAAGUAUGGAAUCUGCACAAGGUAUAUUUAUCACAAAGUCCAUACUUUUAUAGUAUGUUUAAUGGAUCGUGGAAGGAAUCGUGUCAAGAUUUUGUACAUAUAAAAAUUUUAGAUGACAGAAUUACAUUGGAAGCCUUGGAUGCCGUUUUCGGUUCCAUGUAUUCCGAUGAAAUAGAAAUUGAUCCAAAAGAUGUUAUAUCCGUACUAGCCACUGCAACAUUAUUCCAUUUAGAUGGCAUCAUCGAUAAGUGUACUGAAGUUAUGAUUGAGACAAUCAAUGCUGAAACUGCUAUUAAUUACUAUGAAGCUGCCUGUCAGUAUGGCUGUCAAAAUGUCAAGAAAUCAACAUUUGCUUGGCUGGAAACAAAUCUUUUAUGCAUUUACACAAAAUAUCCCAAUUUGUUAAGACAAAUUAGUAUAGAACUAAUGACUGCUUUAAUUACUAGUCCAGAUCUUUAUGUUAUGCAAACAGAAUUUUCUCUGUACACACUCUUACGCACAUGGAUUUAUUUGCGUUUAAAUCCAAAUUAUGAUCCGGAAAAUCCACAACAUCAACAGGAACUGCAAUUGCAAUAUCAACAGCAACAAAUUGAGUUUAAUAAUAUUAAUUCAACUUUAACGCUAUCCUCGUCUUCAUCCUCUAAUACACAAUCGGAUAGCAAUACUCCCUCAUCAACUGGUGAUAUUAUACAGCAAUAUUUUACAAAUCGCCGUGAGAAACGUUCAUUUUUAUCCACGCCCGAUGGCCAGCAAUAUUUGAAACCCUUUCUGGCUUUGCGCACACAAUACUUAACCAAUCAUCAUAUGGAUUUAAAAAUUGUACUUAAUGACAAUAUUAUACCCAAAGAAUGGCUGCAUCAUCAUGUGCUAAGUCAUUGGAAUUCCAUACUUAAAGUGGAUCACUUGCCAGAAGAGGGGCCACAAAAUCUGGACGCCGAAGUAUUCUAUGAAAAUUGUAUGCGUUGUGGUCGUAUACUGCUGGAGCCUGGUUAUCAGAAAUGGCGUUGGACUGGUUUUAAUUUUGGUUUAGAUCUAAUACUUAUAGCCGAUUCACGAGUACUUAGUAUACGAAGACAUCAUCGUAAUGAACACGAACGUUUGUUAAGUUUACAAACAAAGAGACAAUUUAUGAUAAGAGCUUCCGUUACGUCCAUAAACUCUCAACGACAACCAACAUUUACCCAAAAGUCCGAUAUAACAUCAUUGUGUUUGGAGAAAAAUGAAGAAGUUACCCUAAUGGUUAUGGACGCUAAAUUGGUGCAUCCUCUAUUAAUCUCAGUGAAUAUAUUGGUUGUACCACCAACAGCACAAACAUUUAAACAAAACCUAAUAUGUGAUGAAUUCGCCAAUGCCUCAGUGCCUAUAUCGGAAAUUGGUGCAAACUGUGAACGCUCCACUACGCCCACCAACAACAGCAUCGAUGAGUCGGCUGUAUGUGUUGUACCGCCAUCUCCUCCCAAUGCUCUUCUGAUGCCGCCUCACUCAACGCACCGUUCGGCCUCGGCUACAUCAACAGUUUCGACCAGUUCAUCUACGGCUUCGUCCUAUUCGUCUUCUUCAACAGACUUUUUGUAAAUUUCUAUAAUUUAGAGAGUGGAGGAGAGCAUGCGAUAUUUAUAUUAAAUGGUGCUGUGUGAUAAUAAUACAAUUGAAACCGCCAUAAGUGUUGAAUGCACUCUCGUUAUUUUAAAAUCAAACAAACAAACAAAUAUAUAUUUGGGGAUUGAUUCCAAAUUUGUUAUUUAUUUUCCAUUUAAUUAUUUUUAAUAUUAUUUUUCUACCCUUACUUUGUAAAUAUUAGUCCUAUAAUUUGUUAUACUUAAUUAUCUUUUAAUAUUUUCAAAAAAUAAUGCUCGCAAAUUUUUUUUUGCUAUCGUUUUUUUAUUCGCUCUUUUUCACAUUCAUAUUUAAUUUGUGUGAAAUAUUGAUUAUUGAAUGAAAUAUUUUCGUUUCUAUUUUGCAAAUGGAGUUUACUUAUUAAAAAUUAAUUGUAAAUUUAGUUAUUAAGUUUUUGUAUUUUUUUAUAUAGUUGUUCUAUUCCAAACUAAAUAUUGAAAUUUAUAUCCAUUUUAUAUAAAAAAACAUACCACUUACAUACAAUACACACACACAACAUAUACGUACAAUAUCUUCUUACUUAUUUUAUUGAAUUGAUAUGUGUGAAAUUUUCGAAUAAAAUUAAUUUGUUGUUCUAACAAAUAACUUUUAAAAUCAGAGAAAUAA
This is a messenger RNA of Calliphora vicina (urban bluebottle blowfly), 2980 nucleotides long. RefSeq names its product germ cell-less (gene gcl). Gene Ontology annotation, biological process: germ cell development. NCBI's taxonomy places the organism in Eukaryota, Metazoa, Arthropoda, Insecta, Diptera, Calliphoridae. Gene Ontology annotation, molecular function: protein binding. The transcript is spliced from 6 exons. The record is from RefSeq and is a predicted model, not a curated record. Bases 527 to 2332 code for a protein of 601 amino acids.